AUGCGUUCAAUGAAUUGCACUACGAACAACACCAACAAUACCGGCCAAAACACGAAAAACAGUCUUGGCUCCAGCUUUAAUUCCAGUAAUUAUACUUCUUAUAGAUUCCAGACAUGUCUCACCGACCAGAUUAUUUCUGAGGCGCAGACGUGGUCACUUUCAUCCCUCUUCAACUUCUCGUGGGUUGUGUCCUACUUUGUUAUGGGUGCCUCUCGUAUGAUCUUCAGGUACGGUUGGUAUCUGGCAACUUUAUCGCUUUUAAGGAUUCCGAAGUGGAUCUUCUUCAAGUUACACCAUGUUCAGUUCACUCUUUCCUUUUGGCUGAUCCUGUUUGCCCUAGCCGUCAUAGUCUUUGUGACUUACACCAUCAUGAAGGAGAGAAUUCUAUCCCAGUACAAGAGGCUGACCCCGGAGUUCUUGCCGCUGGAAAAUACAGGUAAAUCUGGCUCCAGCGCCAAUAUCAAUGCAGCUUCCACUCAGUCAGCCAACGCGCCACCCGCCAUAGGUUCCUCUACCACGGGUGCAAGCUCGAUUAUAGACUCAAAAAAGCAUUCAUUGAAAGAUGGCAACGAAAACGAAACCUUUCUUUCAUCUUACCUUGACCAAUUUCUCAGCGCCAUCAAAAUCUUUGGCUAUCUGGAAAAACCAGUCUUCCAUGACCUGACCAAGAAUAUGAAAACUCAAAAAAUGGAUGAGGGUGAGAUUUUACUGUUGGACAGUACUAUUGGGUUUGCCAUCGUCGUUGAAGGCACCCUGCAGUUAUAUCAUGAAGUAGAUCAUUCAGAUAAGGACCAUGGCGAUGAAACUGACCACAGUGACACGGAUGGUCUUGACGACCAGGAUAGAGAUGAAGAAGACGAAGAAGAAGAUGAUGACAUUGAUAACUACGACACCAAAUCUUGUUCUUCUAACCUCAUCGAUGAAGAAGAUGAAUCCGUUGGUUACAUUCAUCUGAAAAAUGGACUGGGAAAUUUUCAACUGCUAAAUACAGUCAAGCCAGGAAACCCGCUGACCUCCCUCGUGAGCAUUUUAAACUUAUUCACGCAUUCCAUGUCCUCGUAUGGCAACAGUAACUUUCCCUCUGAGUUAUCGUCACCUAUAGACACAACGGUGUCGGUCAACAAUAUGUUCUGCUCAUCAGAGCAGAACUUCUCCAACACAGAUUCCAUGACAAACUCCACCAACAGCUUUCCAACGUUCCCCUCUUCAAUGCCUAAACUUGUCGCCCGUGCGGCUACAGACUGCACAAUUGGUAUUAUCCCACCUCAAUCGUUUGCCAAAUUAACCGCAAAAUACCCACGGUCUGCUUCCCAUAUCAUACAGAUGGUUCUCACCAAGCUAUACCAUGUUACGUUCCAAACUGCUCACGACUACUUAGGUUUAACAAAGGAGAUCAUGGAUAUCGAAGUUUUACUAAAUAAAUCCAUCGUUUAUGAAUUGCCUUAUUAUUUGAAAGAGGCCGUUAUUCGUAAGUUUAAAACUGUAGAUAAGUCGAGCGGAUCGGCUGAUUUAGAACCGAAACCCAAAAAUAGUAAUGCUUCCUCUAAAUUGAAGAAACCGCCCAAAGCGAAGCCAUCUGAUGGUAUCAUUCAAUCGCUUAAGAUUGCUAACGCCAACGCUAACACAAGUUCGAAUUCCCUUUCACUGAAACCAGAAUUCACCCACCAUCCAAGUUCGAGACAUGUCGUACUGGGUUCAAGAGACCAAUUUAAUCCUGGUGAUUUACUGUCAAAUGUCCCACUGUCUAGAACUAUGGAUAUUCUGUCACCCAACCCAAUCCAUAAUAACAACCGCAAUAAAUCAAACGGUAUUAACACUUCUACCUCUAACCAACAUAAGCGAUCUUCUAGGAGUAGCAGUAACAAUGCUUCCGUACACUCUAAGAAGUUUUCUUCUUUGUCCCCAGAAUUGCGCAACGCACAACUUAGUACAUCGCCCUUGUCCUUGGAUAAUACUUCUGUUCAUGACCAUAUCCACCCAAGUCCCGUUCAUUUGAAGGGACGGGUCUCUCCAAGACCUAAUUUACUGCCCACAACAUCCUUUUCUGCUGCCCAGGAAGAAACCGAGGACUCUGCUUUAAGAAUGGCUUUAGUUGAGGCAAUGUUAACAUACUUGGGUGUAAACAAAAGCAAUAUGUCCGUUUCAUCUUCUUCGAUAGCAAAUAUGUCUUCUUUAAACUCUCCUCAACUUAAUGAAAUGUAUAGCCGCCGUCCAAGUAACGCAAGUUUUCUGAUGUCCCCUCACUGUACACCAUCUGACAUUUCCGUAGCUUCAUCAUUUGCCUCUCCUCAAACUCAACCGACAAUGUUAAGAAUCCUACCCAAAGAAUACACUAUCAGCAAUAAAAGGCAUAAUAAAAGUAAAAGCCAGGACAAAAAAAAACCUAGAGCUUACAAAGAGGAGUUGACACCCAAUUUGGAUUUCGAAGAUGUCAAGAAAGACUUUGCACAAGGCAUUCAGUUGAAGUUCUUUAAAAAGGGCACCACAAUUGUUGAGCAGAACGCUCGUGGUAAAGGCCUAUUCUAUAUCAUUUCCGGGAAAGUUAAUGUGACAACAAAUUCGUCCUCGUCAGUAGUAUCAUCAAUGUCUAAACCAGAGCAGGUUUCAGCCCAAAGUUCACACAAGGGUGAAAAUCCUCAUCAUACUCAACAUUUGUUAUACUCUGUAGGAUCUGGUGGUAUUGUGGGCUACUUGUCCUCUCUAAUUGGUUACAAAUCAUUUGUUAAUAUCGUUGCCAAGAGCGAUGUCUAUGUUGGAUUUUUAUCUAGUGCAACCUUAGAAAGAUUGUUUGAUAAAUAUUUCCUAAUCUACUUACGGAUUUCUGAUUCAUUAACCAAAUUGCUAUCUUCAAGGUUAUUAAAGCUCGACCAUGCUUUAGAAUGGGUUCACUUGAGGGCUUCUGAAACUCUAUUUUCACAAGGUGACUCGGCUAACGGUAUUUAUGUUGUCCUGAAUGGUAGACUAAGGCAGCUACAACAGCAGUCAUUGUCAAACUCCAAUACAAGUUCCGAAGAAGUUGAAACUCAGAACAUUAUUCUAGGAGAACUGGCCCAGGGGGAGAGUUUUGGUGAAGUUGAAGUGCUUACCGCUAUGAAUAGAUAUUCAACGAUAGUGGCAGUGAGGGAUUCUGAAUUAGCGAGAAUUCCGAGAACAUUAUUCGAACUAUUAGCUCUUGAACAUCCAUCUAUCAUGAUUAGAGUUUCCAGAUUAGUUGCUAAAAAAAUUGUCGGAGAUAGAACUGUUCCAGCAUUAACAGGCGAUCCAUUAUCUAUAAAGGAAAACGACUUCACUUCUUUAAUACCUCCAACGAAAGCGUCUUACUCUAGCUCUUUAAGUCAUAAACCCCAAAAUAUUACUUCUGGCACAAUUACUUUUAGAACCAUCACUAUCUUACCAAUUACCAGUGGACUACCUGUAGAAGCAUUUGCUAUGAAGUUAGUGCAAGCUUUCAAACAGGUAGGAAGGACCACGAUUGGUUUAAAUCAAAGAACUACCCUAACACAUUUAGGUCGUCAUGCAUUUGACAGAUUGUCCAAAUUAAAACAAAGUGGUUACUUUGCUGAACUAGAAGAAAUGUACCAGACUGUUGUUUAUAUAUCAGAUACACCAGUUAAAUCUAAUUGGACAAGAACCUGUAUUGCGCAAGGUGAUUGUAUUCUCUUACUAGCAGAUGCUAGAUCUCCAUCAGCCGAAAUAGGAGAAUAUGAAAAGUUAUUACUAAAUUCAAAGACUACCGCAAGGACCGAGUUAAUUCUUCUACACCCUGAAAGGUAUGUGGAACCAGGACUAACCCAUAAGUGGUUACGCUAUAGGCCAUGGGUUCAUUCGCAUCAUCACAUUCAAUUUAGUUUGACAGGAACAACCUUGAUGAACGAAGGCAAAAUGCACGUUUUGAAUAAUGGUGCCUUGGCAUUAAUGGAUAAGUUGAUUCAAACAGAAUUCAGUAGAAAAACUCAACAGAAUAUAUCAAAACUACUUCCAGAUUCUAUCAAGAACACCGUAGAAAACUUUUCUUCAAGAUUCAUGAAAAGUAAAAGACAAUAUUACACACCAGUUCAUAGGCAUAAAAAUGAUUUUCUAAGAUUGGCUAGAAUUCUUUCUGGACAAGCUAUUGGACUUGUCCUCGGAGGAGGAGGUGCGAGAGGUAUUAGUCAUUUGGGUGUCAUUCAAGCUAUUGAAGAACAAGGUAUUCCGGUCGACGUUAUUGGAGGAACAUCGAUUGGUUCCUUUGUUGGCGGUUUGUACGCGAAGGAUUAUGAUUUGGUGCCAAUUUACGGCCGCGUGAAGAAGUUUGCUGGUCGAAUUUCCUCUAUAUGGAGAAUGUUAACAGAUUUAACCUGGCCGGUUACUUCUUAUACUACUGGUCACGAAUUUAAUAGAGGUAUUUGGAAAACUUUCGGGGAUACAAGAAUUGAAGACUUCUGGAUCCAGUAUUAUUGUAAUUCUACUAAUAUAACCGAUUCGGUUCAAGAAAUACAUUCCUUUGGUUAUGCGUGGAGGUACAUCAGAGCUUCGAUGUCUCUUGCUGGUCUUUUACCUCCUUUGGAAGAGAACGGGUCUAUGUUACUGGAUGGUGGUUAUGUUGAUAAUUUACCAGUAACUGAGAUGAGAGCGCGUGGUUGCCAAACUAUAUUUGCAGUAGAUGUAGGUUCUGCAGAUGAUAGAACGCCUAUGGAAUAUGGUGACUCCCUAAAUGGGUUUUGGAUCAUUUUCAAUAGAUGGAAUCCAUUUUCUUCUCAUCCAAACAUACCCAAUAUGGCAGAGAUUCAAGUUAGAUUGGGUUACGUCGCAUCAGUAAAUGCUUUAGAGAAAGCGAAAAAUACACCAGGUGUCGUUUAUGUGAGACCACCUAUUGAAGAAUAUGCCACAUUAGACUUUAGCAAGUUCGAAGAAAUUUAUCAUGUGGGUGUAGACUAUGGUCGUAUCUUUUUGCAAGGGCUUAUUGACGACGACAAGAUGCCAUAUAUACCUGGUUCACAAGAAACCACUUUGAAUUCUCAAGUUCCUGAGUUUUUAUUACAUAGAAGAAAUAGUAUUUGA
Saccharomyces cerevisiae S288C is the source of this 5040-nucleotide messenger RNA. RefSeq names its product lysophospholipase (gene NTE1). Gene Ontology annotation, biological process: lipid metabolic process; glycerolipid metabolic process; phosphatidylcholine metabolic process. The coding region runs from base 1 to 5040 and encodes 1679 amino acids. The record is from RefSeq and is marked reviewed. Gene Ontology annotation, cellular component: endoplasmic reticulum membrane; membrane; lipid droplet. Gene Ontology annotation, molecular function: glycerophospholipase activity; B-type glycerophospholipase activity; carboxylic ester hydrolase activity. The transcript has a single exon. Lineage: Eukaryota; Fungi; Ascomycota; Saccharomycetes; Saccharomycetales; Saccharomycetaceae.